AUGGGUACUGUUCGGAAUAUUGCAAUAGCUGUUCUAGUUCUAUCCUUCUUCACAUUCGUUGCUUUCUUCGGCAGGCUUCCAGCACUGAGGAAUACACCAAUAGGUAUUUUACAUCGAGUAUUAUGGGUACACAUUCCUCGUGGUUUCAGAGCUGCAGAUGAGAGGUUAACCAAUGGUCGUCUCAGUGCUUCGGUGGGAAGACUGGCUCAUACAUUAUGGAAUGAUCGUCAUCCUGUUGUUAUGAUAUUCUUCAUUCUUCUACUUUCCGUGUCCGAGAUUAUGUUCUUGCCUUCAGCAUGGUCAUUCAUGAGCACAUCUCGCAGAAUAAAGGCAAUUAUUGCUUUGACAUUACCAUAUGUCUUCCUCUAUCUAGCUGCUUCUUGUGAUCCAGGAUAUAUUACACCUUCGAAUCACGUCCAUCAAAUGAGUAUUUACCCUUAUGACUAUACCAUUUUCCAUCCCGGAAAUCCCUGUCGAACAUGUCGUCUACUCAAACCUGCCAGAUCCAAGCAUUGUCAUGUUUGUAAACAUUGCAUCGCAAAAUGCGAUCACCAUUGUGUCUUCAUCAACAAUUGCGUUGGUUACAACAACCACCAUUGGUUUCUCCUCCUUCUUUUCACGACUGGAAAUCUCACCACUUAUGCUGUCUACAUCGGAAACUCCAUUCUUUCCACUUUCAUCGUCGUCGUAUAUCCAGACUGGUCUUUUCUAGGAUUCGGUUUUACCUGGUCUCGUUACUUCUCAAUUUGGGGAUGGGCACUACAAGAACAUACCCGAAUUGGUUCCAUAACUCUCUUAUGUUUCCUCAUCACUCCCUUAGUCUAUGGACUUUUUUUCUUUCACAUAUAUUUAAUUUGGUGCGGUACCACCACCAACGAAAGUCAGAAAUGGUCCGACUGGGAUAUCGAAAUGGCUGAGGGAUAUGUCUUCAAACGCGCUCUCUCCGAAAAUCGAGAGAAGAAUUUACGAAUAGAACCACCGUGGACACAUUGGCCAGCAGAAAGUCAACAGAUCGUUUUGCGUACAGCUGAUGGACAGGAUCCUGUCGGAGCAAUCGGAGAUGGAGAAUGGCAACGCGUAUGGGGUUUGAGGGAUGUUGAGAAUUUAUAUGACAUUGGGUUUGUAGAUAAUCUGAAAGAUGUAUUUAUUGGGCGGCAGGGUGUGUAUCACGUACCAGAUAGAGAGGCCGAUGUGCCGUUGGAGACACCGAGGGGUUCAAGUUCAGAGCCAACGAGUGCGUAG
This is a messenger RNA of Botrytis deweyae, 1242 nucleotides long. RefSeq lists its product as uncharacterized. Gene Ontology annotation, biological process: peptidyl-L-cysteine S-palmitoylation; protein targeting to membrane. NCBI's taxonomy places the organism in Eukaryota, Fungi, Ascomycota, Leotiomycetes, Helotiales, Sclerotiniaceae. The record is from RefSeq and is a predicted model, not a curated record. Bases 1 to 1242 code for a protein of 413 amino acids. Gene Ontology annotation, molecular function: protein-cysteine S-palmitoyltransferase activity. Gene Ontology annotation, cellular component: endoplasmic reticulum; Golgi apparatus. The transcript has 3 exons.